Messenger RNA from Tympanuchus pallidicinctus (lesser prairie-chicken), 2389 nucleotides. RefSeq names its product pleckstrin homology domain containing B1 (gene PLEKHB1). Gene Ontology annotation, biological process: regulation of cell differentiation. The record is from RefSeq and is a predicted model, not a curated record. The transcript is spliced from 8 exons. Gene Ontology annotation, cellular component: membrane. Bases 238 to 813 code for a protein of 191 amino acids. Lineage: Eukaryota; Metazoa; Chordata; Aves; Galliformes; Phasianidae.
GGGGGACGGGCGGAGGGAACGCGAGCGGGAGCGGAGCGCAGCGGGGAUCUGCUGUGCUGCUGUGCACGGCAGGAAAACAAAAAACAAGUGGAAAGUUACCGAGGCCGUGGGCAGGGAGCGCCUGUUUUCAUCCGCGUCCCGGAUUUCUCCUUUUACCUCCACGGGACGAUAAUCCCUAAAUCCCAACGAGAUUAAAGGCACCAAGAAAGCAGAAGGUCCGGAAGCCCUCCUGUGGCCAUGGCCCUGGUGAAGAGCGGAUGGCUCUGGCGGCAGAGCUCCAUCCUGCGCCGUUGGAAGAGGAAUUGGUUCGUCCUCUACCUGGAUGGCAGCUUGGUUUACUACCACGACGAGACGCAGCGCGACAUGGACGGCCGCAUCCACAUCAAGUACAGCUGUCGCGACGUGCGGACCGGCCGCGAGUGCCGCGACGUGCAGCCACCUGAGGGGAAGAGCCGUGAGUGCCUGCUGACCGUCGUGCUGCGCGACGGCUCCAAGACGACGCUGUGUGCUGAGAGUGAGGACGAUGCCAUUGCAUGGAAGAUGGCAGUGCUGGAGGCAAAAUCCACCCCGGUGCACGUCUAUGACCCCUAUGAUGAUGACUACUACCAGACGGUGCCCAUCGACUCCCACCAGACCGCCUACAUCAGCUCCGGCCACUACGGCCACCAAUAUGGAGCCCCCGGGGUGACCCACGUCAUCGUGCGCGAGGAUCCCUACCGCGUCUCCGGGGACCAGAUGGCCUUGGGGCUGCUGGCUGGGGCCGCCACUGGUGCAGCCCUGGGCUCCUUCAUGUGGAUGCCAUGCUGGUUUUAGUGGAUCCUUUGGCUCCCCAGCCCGAAGUAACGCGCCCCUGGCUUGGCACCCCGCAGAAAUCAUCCUUCUGGGACAAAGGGGAGCAACUCCAUCCCACCCACCCGCGGCUUUUGCAUCAGAUAACCCCCACGAACCCAAAAACCUCAGCCAAGACCUUUCGCUGCCCCAGGGAAACUGCUGGGGAUUGGGAGGAUGUGGCCCCGCAGCCUGGCACCAUCCCCACCCCAAAUCUCCAGCUGCAGAAAUACCUGAAGUUUUUUUUUUGGGGGGGGGGGAUGAGUUUGGAGGGGUGCUGCUCCCAGCAGCCCAUUUCAGGGGGGCAGCCAGGUUCUCCUUUACAAAACUGCUUUUUUAAAGGGUCUUUUGGGGGAGAGGUACCUGCACCGUAGUGGGGUUUUUUUUUUCACCCCAAACUGCAGCCCUGAGGAAGGGAUCUGCAAAUGCCCACGGGUGCCAGGGUAGGAAACAGGCACAGGGCUGGUGUGAAGAGCGAGGGAAUGGAGGAGGAUUUGAGUGCAAGGGGGGGGGUGAGAACCCUUAUCCCAUACCCACAGACCCCCACACACGUGAGCAGCUCCAUGCCUGUGUCUGGCUUUCAGGCUGCAGUCCCUGGGGCUGAGCAAGCUCAGGAACUGGGGACAAACCUUUGUGAACUGGGGUCAACAACCCAGGAACUGGGAUGGGAACUCCAGGAAUCAGGAACUGGGAUGGAAGCACCUGGAAUAGGAAUGGGAAUGCAGGAAUUGAACUAAGAGCAGAGAUUGAGAUGGGAAGCCCAGGGAGUGAGGUGGGAACCCAGCAAUUGGGAACUCCAGGACACGGGAUGGGAACACCAGAAGUGAGACAGCAAUGGCAGGAAGUGAAACGGGGAUCCAGGAACCAGGAUGGGAAUGCAAGAAUCGAACUGAGUGCACAGAAAUUAAGAUGGAUCCCCAGGAAGUGAGAAUGGGAAUCCAGGAACUGGGAUGGGAACACAGAAAUUGAACCGCAGGAAGUGAGACGGGAACCUAGGAAUUGGGAUUGGAAACUGGGAAUUCAAAUAGAAACCCUGGAAUUGGGAUGGGAACCCAAGAAUUGGGAUGAGAAGAGCCUUGGCCACAAUGAGGCUUGCCCAGCCAGCAUCUAGCAGCAGCAGCUCCAGGAGGGACACAAAGCACUGAGGUUUUGGGGAAUGGGAAGAGCUCCUUAGGCACUGAGGUUUUGAUUUGAGGUCGACGCAUGGGGACGGUCAUUUAGGGUGGCCCCAAGCCAGAGCAGUGCACAACGGGGCCACAUUCACACACUGAGCAGCACCAGGAGCAUCACUGCAAGAACUCUGAUAUGAAAUAAGCAGCUCAAGAAUUCAUAAAAAAAGAAAAAGACUGUAAAUCCCAAGUAGGAAACCAACAGCAGCACCAGCAACUGGCCCGUUCUUCGGGCAAAGCUUCGUCUCCUCGGGGCUCGGGAUGUCCCUGAUGUCACCCUCAUCCUUUCCCCAUCCUUCCUCACAUCACCACUGCUGCAAACCCAAUCCUGCAACCACUGUUUUUUGGAGAAAAUUAAAAUAAAAAGGCUAAUAAAGGCGGCCCCAGCGAGA